CACUUGAUGAAGGCCUCCAUGUUUAAACCAAACCUCUCAGUCCUUCUCUGUCAGCUGCUGUCAUGGCGGAGUCCCGCAGAGUUGAGUUCACCACUUUAUCCUGUGAUUCACCUUCUUCCUCCUCUUCCUCCUCCUCCUCCACCUCCUCUUCCUCCUCCUCAGACCUUCAGGUCCGGAAGUCUCCCUCAGGUUCGGUCCUGCAGGCGGAUGGAACCCGUCCGGACAGAACCACGGUUCGUCUGGUCCUCAGCUUGUUUGAGUCCGAUGAGAGCAGGUUCCCAGAGUUCAGCUUCACUCAGCUCACACAGAACAAGCUCAAACGCUCCAAAGUUGAAGGUCCACUCUUCACAUCGGAACAGAAAGAAAAGAGAGAGACUGAUGAAGUCGCUGCCAUUGCAAGAAAACUUGAAGAAAAAUAUCCAAACAAAAAGGAGGAUCGCAUUCAGGACCUGAUUGAUAUUGGAUUCGGUUACGAUGACGAAGAUUCUUUCAUCGACAACUCGGAGGCUUACGAUGAAUUUGUUCCAGCCUCCAUCACAACAAAGUUUGGUGGAUUCUAUGUGAAUUCGGGGGUGCUGCAGUUCCGCCCGUCCUCUGACACCGAGACCAUCGACCUCACGACAGAGGACACCUCGAAGAAACGUAAACUCCAUGGCGGACAGGAUAAGCCGAAGAAGAAGCCGUGCAGAGAAGACGGAGAGAUGAAAAGUAACGUGGACUCCAAGUCGAGCACUUUAUCUGAAAUUGGACCCGACAACGAGAUGAAGCAGAGAAAGAAGAAAAAGGGCGUCUGCACUUUGAGCGUCACAAGCAUGCUGAAGAAGUUUCAGAGGGAGAAGGAGAAGAAACGACAGAAACUGGUGAAGGGGAAACAGAGGGCAGCAGGGGUCACGGGUUUACCCACGAUCCCUCGGUGCCCGGCAGAUGCGGCCGGCGGUGGAGGCUCCGGACUCGCGGAUCCCCUCCUCAGUUUAAUCGGAUCCACCAACGACCACGUCCUCAUCCAAGCAGCCAGCACCGUGGACUUUGAUAUAGAUUUGGUUUCUCUAUUAGACAGUGAAGAGACUUUGUCUUCGGUUCCUCAACCGGCCACAGAAACGCAGCUUUUCCAACCCACAAUAAACGAUCACACCCAGUUCACUGUUCCUCAACCUCCAAACACAAAGACUCAUUUUCAGCCGAAGACUCAUCCAGAGCAAAUCCAGCUCCUGUCAGAGGCCGGUUCGUCACAGCUGUGCCCCCCCCUGCCAGAGGGGCUCCCCCCCGCACUGGAGGACAGUGUUAGGACACUCAUGACGGUUGUCAAGAUCUCCGAGGGAGAAUCGAAACUCAAGUUCUUCACUCCAGAGAUCAACUCCAUCCUGCUCGAGAUUGAGCUGCAGUGCCGGGGACAGACCGGCCAGCUGCGUUCCAGGUUGUACACACACCUGUCGUCUUUCCUGCCCUGCAGCAGAGAAACGCUCCUCAAACGUGUGAAGAAACUGCUGCUCGCACACAUGGAGGAACCCCCUGACGUGGACGACCCCCUCCAGAAACUGAAGGAGGCCAUCGCCAAAGCUAUGCCUGAGCAGAUUGCCAGCUACCGCACGAACUGCCAAGCCUACGAACAAGUCAAGACGUCAAAGACAACAGAGGACGGGAGUGAGGUCAAUCAGAGCGUUCACGUGGCCCCAGAGGACAGUGUGAAGAGAGGAGGUCCGAAGAAACUGUUCAGAUGGAACGAGGAGAUCAGGGAGUGUCUGUGUCAUGUGUUGAGGCUGAAAAUGGACAGAUAUGAAAAGGAGAGGAACGGGAACCAGGAGGUGGAGGAGUUCCUCAAGACACUGCUGGACAAUGAGGUGAAACCACUUUGGCCCAAGGGUUGGAUGCAAACUAGGGCACUGAUACGGGAGAGCAGGAAACUAUUGGGCUUCUUCCCCUCAUUGCCGGUAAAGAAGACCAGACCAGAUAAGAAGCAGUCAUCCACCGGCGGUGCCUCCACCGUGUUGGACGUUCUCCAGGGAGCUCCACCACUGAAAGAACUUCCCCAAGACCCGGAGGUCUUUCCUGUCACCUCAAAUACUUCCAACCCUAUCCCACUUGAUGUUUGGAAGAAGGAAGCUGCUCCCUUGAAAAGUAUGGAGGCUAAAAAAGGAGGAGGGGUGACUGUGGUUGCUGGUUCCUCUACACCUGCAGAGUCCGGCGAACCUCUGGUCAGCGCCGCCUCUGCUGCUCCGGCUCAGUCGCUUCUGGAUCUCCUUGCCGAUCAGGCCUUGGCUCGAGAGCAGCCUCUCGCGAUCUCCCAGGAGAUCCUGGCAGCGGCCAUCGCUAAAUACCAACGCUCGGGUCAGCACUGGAGCUACGCCGUGGACACCAAGAGACCGCCUCCACCCCCCCAGUCCAGCCCGGUGAAUUUCCCGGUGAGCAGGGUGUGUCAGGUGGUUCUGCCCCAGCCAGGAGACUUCACCAGGAAUUUGGACGUGCAGAUAAUUUCCGAUGAUUCUUGCAUCACCAUACAAUGACUCCUCCCACUGCUGAUUUACUCACAGUAAGUUCAGUCAUUUUCAAUCUGUAGUUCUCAGUUGAAGAGUUGUCGUCGUGUUGUAUUUAAAUUGUGUUUUGGAAUAAAAGAAUAAUCAUGUUUUUUUUGUUUUUUUUCUUACCUUAAAGAGAUUAGUUGCACUUUUACCAGUAAAAACACAAAUGAACUCUAAAGACUUGAUGUUUGCUCAGUGAACCUCUGACGGUAAAUCACCUGUAACUCUGACUUGUGUUUGAAAUGUAAAUGAUUUACUUUGAAAUAAUAAUAAAGAGAUGCAUAUAUAACCACA
Messenger RNA from Hippoglossus stenolepis (Pacific halibut), 2810 nucleotides. Its product is annotated as ubinuclein-1. Bases 63 to 2501 code for a protein of 812 amino acids. The transcript has 13 exons. Gene Ontology annotation, cellular component: nucleus. The record is from RefSeq and is a predicted model, not a curated record. Lineage: Eukaryota; Metazoa; Chordata; Actinopteri; Pleuronectiformes; Pleuronectidae.